Messenger RNA from Durio zibethinus, 1101 nucleotides. Its product is annotated as elongation factor P (EF-P) family protein. NCBI's taxonomy places the organism in Eukaryota, Viridiplantae, Streptophyta, Magnoliopsida, Malvales, Malvaceae. The record is from RefSeq and is a predicted model, not a curated record. Gene Ontology annotation, cellular component: cytoplasm. Gene Ontology annotation, molecular function: translation elongation factor activity. Gene Ontology annotation, biological process: peptide biosynthetic process; translational elongation.
AAGACGCAAAUCGUUAAGUGACUAUUGAGGCAUUUUACCUUAGUAAUAAUAUUCAGUCCUCUAGCAAAAUAACGCAAGCAGCGGCAGGGGCUACGAUGAAGGGUGUUCAACAUGGGAAGCGACUAUCUUCAUCUCUAUCCACUCUCUUCAAAUUCAAUCACUCUCUGUCUCUUCUUACCUCUCCAUGGUCCGCCUUUCAGCAUCGUGGCGUCAAAGUCAAUGCCAUCCAUCUAAGGCCUGGGAAUGUAAUUGAAAAAUCAGGCCGUGUCUACCAGAUUGUAGAAUCAGAGCAUAAGCAGCGAGGUAGAGGAGGCGCAUUGAUGCAGAUGGAGCUUCGGGAUGUUGACAAUGGAAACAAAGUAAGUUUACGGUUCGGCACUGAGGAGCCUGUUGAAAGAGUAUUUGUUGAGGAGAAGUCUUACACUUGUUUGUACACCGAAAAGAAUUCUGCAUUUCUGAUUGAGCCUGAGACAUAUGACCAACUGCAAGUACCAUUGGACUUAUUUGGCAAAUCUGCUGCAUACCUAAAAGAGGAGAUGAAAGUUAGACUACAGUUAUAUGAUGGAAGACCUUUGGCUGCAUCAGUUCCAAAACGUGUGACAUGUAUUAUUAAGGAAACACAACCUCCAAUGAAGGGGGCUUCAGCCACCCCUCGGUAUAAAAGAGCUUUGCUGGACAAUGGCCUUACUGUUCAAGUACCUCCUUAUCUUGAAAUAGGUGAAGAAAUAAUUAUCAGUACUGAAGACGAUUCAUACCUUGGCAGAGCAAAUUAAUAAUACUACAUUUCAGCUGGAGCUAUAAUAUGGAGGAGAAAUUUUUUUUUAUUUUUUUAAAAAAGCAGAAUUGAAGAGUAGAAAUUUUGGAAGUCAGUGUUAUGCUCUACCAACCAUAUUUAUUCUAAAAUUUUAGUGUUUAUUAUGAAACCUUGUUGACCUCUAUGAAGUUGCAGCGAGGGAAGGCGAAAUUACUCUGCUGUGAAACAUUUGUCCUUUUUUUUUUCUUCUUUUUUUUCUGUGCUUGUGUUUGGAAUAAUGCUCUGCCCAUGCUUGUCUGCAGCAGGUACUUGCCUAUUUUUAUAGAUAAAUCAAUAAGAAAAAUUUA